Messenger RNA from Carassius gibelio (silver crucian carp), 2530 nucleotides. RefSeq names its product dnaJ homolog subfamily B member 12. NCBI's taxonomy places the organism in Eukaryota, Metazoa, Chordata, Actinopteri, Cypriniformes, Cyprinidae. The transcript has 9 exons. Gene Ontology annotation, biological process: cellular response to misfolded protein. Gene Ontology annotation, cellular component: endoplasmic reticulum membrane. Gene Ontology annotation, molecular function: Hsp70 protein binding. The record is from RefSeq and is a predicted model, not a curated record. Bases 138 to 1202 code for a protein of 354 amino acids.
CUGUGGGCCGGCUAGCGCCACCUGGAGGAAGCACGCGCCUCUGCGUCUCUCAGGAGACGCUUACUCAACAUUCGCGGCUCGAUGGUGCGCCCUCCGUGUGUUUAUUAAAUCAUCCGGUGUUUCUGAGUCGCUCAGUGAUGGAGGUGAACCGGGAUGAAGCGGAGCGCUGCAUCGAGAUCGCGCUCGGAGCGCUGGAGCACGCGCAGCCGGAGAGAGCGCGCAGGUUCCUGGAGAAAGCGCAGCGGCUUUUCCCGACGCGCAGAGCCCGGGAGCUGCUGGCGUCUCUGGAGCAGAACGGCGAGGCGUCGUCUCCGAGAGCCGCUGAUGGCACAGAAGCUGGUCAGCGCAGGUCAGAGGUCAGCAGUAAUGACUCCAGUAAACCCUACACAGCGGAGCAGGCCGAGGCCGUCACGAGAAUAAAGCAGUGUAAGAACUACUACGAGACUCUGGGCGUGCAGAAAGAUGCUUCUGAAGACGAUCUUAAGAAAGCUUACAGGAAGCUGGCGUUAAAGUUUCACCCUGAUAAGAAUCACGCUCCAGGAGCCACAGAGGCGUUUAAAGCGAUAGGAAACGCGUACGCAGUUCUGUCGAAUGUGGAGAAGAGACGGCAGUACGAUCAGGUCGGCUCGGGUCGAUCCAGCGAGACCAACGACACACACUUCGAAGCCGAUAUUUCACCUGAAGAUCUCUUCAACAUGUUCUUCGGAGGAGGAUUCCCUUCUAGUAAUGUUCACAUGUACAGUAACGGACGGAUGCGCUUUAAUCAGAAUCAGGGCGAGAGAGGAGAACAGCGAGGGGGAGGUCUUGCUCUUCUCAUGCAGUUGAUGCCCAUCCUCAUCCUCGUCAUCGUAUCAGCGCUCAGUCAGAUGAUGGUCACCAACCCUCCCUACAGCCUCAGCUUCAGACCGUCAGCGGGUCACACACAGAAGCGCGUGACGGAGAAUCUGGGCGUGACGUAUUACGUGAACGAGCGAUUCUCGCAGGACUACAGCGGCGCGAGUCUGACACGAGUCGAGAGCAGCGUGGAGGACGACUACAUCUCCAACCUCAGGAACAACUGCUGGAGAGAGAGACAACAGAAGGAGGGUCUGCUGUACCGUGCGCGAUAUUUCGGGGACAGUGAUCUGUACCAGCGGGCUCAGCGGAUGGGAACCCCGAGCUGCUCUCGGCUGUCUGAGGUUCAGGAGUCUUUACACGGAUAGAUGAAGCUUCAGUGCAAUAGCUGGUUCCAAAAAACAAUCUCUCCAGUCUGGAAUAUGGAAGAACGCCAUGCAUUUGUUUGAAAAACAGGACUGAGCAUUGCAACCACUACUGAACUCGACUAGAAAGACUUACUGAGGACUGAAGCGGUGUGUGUGUGCGUGUGUGUGUGUGUGUUUGUUCAUGCAUGCAUGCUAAGGACCAUGUACGUGAGCGUGCGUGUGUGUGUGUGUAUUUGUGUUUGUGUGUGCGUGCAUGUACAUGCAUGCUAAUGAUUGUGUGUGUGCGUGCCUCUGUGUGUGUGUGUACGUGCAUACAUGUUAAGGACCAUAUACGUGAUCAAGUGUGUGUGUGUGUGUGUGUGUACAUGCAUGCUAAUGAUUGUGUGUGUGCGUGCCUCUGUGUGUGUGUGUACGUGCAUACAUGUUAAGGACCAUAUACGUGAUCAAGUGUGUGUGUGUGUGUGUGUACAUGCAUACAUGCUAAGGACCAUGUACGUGAGCAAGUGUGUGUGUGUGUGUGUGUAUACAUGCAUACAUGCUAAGGACCACGUACGUGAUCAAGUGUGUGUGUGUGUACAUGCAUGCUAAGGAUUGUGUUUGUGUUUGUGUGUGUGUGUGUGUGUGUGUGUGUGUACAUGCAUGCUAAGGAUUGUGUUUGUGUUUGUGUGUGUGUGUGUGUGUGUGUGUGUACAUGCAUGCUAAGGAUUGUGUGUGUGUGUGUGUGUGUGUGUGUGUGCGUGUGUGCUAAGGACCAUAUACUUUGAGCAAGUUUUUAGUGUGUGUGUGUGUGUGUGUGUGUGUGUGUGGACUUGCAUGCAUGCUAAGGACCAUGUACGUGAGCAAGUGUGUGUGUGUGUUUGUGAAACUGGAGCUGGUGUUUUGGACUCCUGGAUGAAGGACGUUCCUCACAGUCUGAAUGUUCUGGCCUGGAUUAAAGUUCAUGGUGUUGUUUCUCUAAUUUCAAACUUAUUUUCAGCUCUGGCUGGAAUCAACAACCUGGUUUUGCUUUAUGAAACAGACUGGAGACUCCAAUGACAAUAUCUGCAUUUAUUUAUUUGAGUUUGUUUAGAUGGAGAUCAUGACUUUUUAAUGAUUUAUAUUUGUAUGUAUGUGAUUUAUCUAUGCAGGGAUCUUACUGAUUAAAUUAUUGUGUAUGCGUGUUAGGAGUAACUACUGCUUCUGUACAGCUGAUAUUUAUUGAAGGAUUGAAUAGGAGUAUUUAUUUCAUAUGAAGUUUUAUUUUCUACAUGACUAGUUUCAUUGCUGACAGAGACUACGCUGCAUUUAUUUCACUCUGAAAACAAAUAAAGGUUGUACGUGCCACUGUC